Molecule: messenger RNA, 228 nt
Organism: Linum trigynum
Lineage: Eukaryota; Viridiplantae; Streptophyta; Magnoliopsida; Malpighiales; Linaceae
Source: the annotation of a GenBank genome assembly
AUGUUCGGCUUCUUCGGCGGCGGCGGCUGGCGGAACGCUUCUGUAUGCAAGAGGGCAGUAACGCUGCUGCAGAAGCACCUGAGAGACUUGAGAGACUCGAGUGUUGCGUUGGUCGAAGACUGUACUCGCAGUCGCAGAGUAGCGCGAUUCGUAAGUGACGGAGACUUGGGUUCCGCCUUCACCGCCGCGGAGCGGAUAUUGAGGGAGGAGAACGCGAUUCGUCUCUAA